AUGAAGUUCCGAUUUUAAAAUGCUUUACCCAUAUAAAAUGUACAAAAUAUUAAGAACUAAUGUAUAGAUAAGUAUUUUUUUUAAAUGUGACUUUGGUUUUAUUUUUGCUAUGACAUCUUUAAUAAAGUGAUAAAUCUAUUUUUAAAUACUCAAUACGUAUGCAAAAUUAAAACGAACUGGCUAUAUGCCAUUUUUGAGCUAACAAGAUAUAAACAAUAUGGCUCGAAAAUAAAGCCAACGAUAUUUUGUUGUCGGAAAAAUGCAAAUUAUUUGAAAACUUAAUACAUACUUAACGGUUGCAGAGUUAUGAAAUUACUCUAAAAUGGAGUGGUAUCCUGAAGAAGAUGAAGAAGAGUUGAUGUAUUCGCCAGCUUUAUUGGCUCGAAGAGCAUCUGAGAGCUGGAUCGUUGAGCCACCGAUCGAGAUUACUCCUAUAAAUGUGACUAUACAACGAAAAAAAUCGCUACCAGAUUUUCAAGAUCUUCCACGUGCCACGGAAGCUAUGACUAGGGAGGAGGUGUCUGCAUUGGGUUCAGCAAGACGUGAAGCUGUACGCCGCCAAAUAGAAAUUAACGAAAGACUAAAAGCGAAUCCCCUACUUUAUAUUUUUAGUCCACAAGUUAAGGAUUGGUUUUCUCGACAACAAUUGGUGCUACUUGUGCUUUUUGUAAAUAUACUUUUAGGCUACCUUUUCGUGAAAAUGUUAACAUAGCGAAAUUUGUUUAAAGCCUAGUACACUCAUAUGAAAAUGUACGGUUUUAGUUAAAUAUCUUAGUGAUUUUAAGUUAUAUUCGAUUGAAUGUCUGCACAAUUUUGAUAAAAAAUAACAUUAUAAAUCCAGAGUCUUAAUGGUCAUUAUACUUAUAUGCUUUAUAUACUUAAAGAUUUUGUCGUUCACUAUUAUGCAUUUGGUCAGUUCGCUAGAGGACAUUAUUUUUAUGCAAUCCAAUCACAUAUUACAUUUAAAGAAUUUAAUAAGUAUUCGUGAUAUAGUUCACUAAUUUAAUGAUUUUGUUUAUCAGAAGCAUUGGACUAUUUCUGUUAUAUAUACUUUUGUAGGAAAUGGACAUAUACUUGUAGACACAAAACAAAAUCAAGAUAUUAGUUGCAUAUACAUAUGUCAUAGAAAAUUCUAAAAUAUUCCUUUCAUCACCCAACUAACUUACAACUUACAAGCUAUAUUUAUAGUAUAUCAAUCAUACCUUAAAAAAUUGCUUAUAUAGAGAAUCGUAAGUUCGUAAACAUAAUUUAUAUCCAACAAUUUUCUUUAAUUUAGAGUAACAACUAGCUGUUUCUUCAGUGCGAAUUGACCUAAUUGUAAGAAAAUAAAUAUUAAUUAAAUUCUUGUUUAAAUCCCUCUAUAAAAA
Molecule: messenger RNA, 1367 nt
Organism: Bactrocera dorsalis (oriental fruit fly)
Lineage: Eukaryota; Metazoa; Arthropoda; Insecta; Diptera; Tephritidae
Exons: 4
Coding region: 323-712 (129 amino acids)
Source: RefSeq, a predicted model, not a curated record